AUGACCGAAUUCCUGGUUUGUUUUAAUUGGUGCAAUGGUGAACAGGCGCAGCCGAAGAGGCGUCAGAGACUGGACCGGAAUAUGAUAGGAGAACCAAUGAACUUUGUACACACUGCGCAUGUUGGGGCAGGAGAGAUGAGUAGUGACUGUUCAUCAGCUGUAUCAAUUCAGGACCACAUGAAGUCUAAAGGUGGCUACACAAAUGGCACCUCUGCAACUGUUGAGAUAUAGGAAACAGAAGGCUGAAAUCUGCUCUGUCUUAUGAGGACCCCCUGGACUGUGCUUUCAUAUUCUUUAAAACCUCUUUGUCACGGUGUAGAGAGAGUACUUCAAUGAUAAAUAGGUCAGUGCAAGGUUUGGUGUUCUUUGCGCAAUAGCUUCUGAAGGAGUUAUUGUAAAUUAUCCUUAAAAUGGUCUGUCGUGAUAGUGCUGUAGUAGCAACUGCAAUUCGUCACUGUGGAUGACUUCCUAGGUUUGUCCCAAGAACCUCACCAAAUUGUCUUGAAGGAUGGGAUUGGAAGUCAAUAUGAAUUGUCUCGGGUUUUGGUCUCUGUCUUUUGCUCCCCUCAAGAAACGCAGAGGUUGAUUUAAUUGGAAGAUAUUGCAUGUCUGCGCUUCUUA
Tauraco erythrolophus (red-crested turaco) is the source of this 621-nucleotide messenger RNA. RefSeq names its product CDC42 small effector protein 2-B. Gene Ontology annotation, cellular component: plasma membrane. Lineage: Eukaryota; Metazoa; Chordata; Aves; Musophagiformes; Musophagidae. Gene Ontology annotation, biological process: regulation of Rho protein signal transduction. Gene Ontology annotation, molecular function: small GTPase binding. The record is from RefSeq and is a predicted model, not a curated record.